Fusarium redolens is the source of this 1401-nucleotide messenger RNA. RefSeq lists its product as uncharacterized. The transcript has 2 exons. NCBI's taxonomy places the organism in Eukaryota, Fungi, Ascomycota, Sordariomycetes, Hypocreales, Nectriaceae. The record is from RefSeq and is a predicted model, not a curated record. Bases 238 to 1206 code for a protein of 322 amino acids.
AAAACCAAUACGAUCAAACUCACCGUCAAAAUUGGUAUUGAGGCUAUAGGAUGCAACUUCUUUGGUGAGAGGUUUAAUGCAGACGGUGUCGGCUUUUGGUGUGUCGGCGGUGAUGGCUACAGCUAUUUAAGGGACUUCAGAAUACCCCCGAAGCCUCAUGAGUCCAAAGACAAAGACAAGGACCUCAAUCCGGUAUGUAAAAGCAAGAAUAAGCCCACACAGAAUGAGAGGUCACUGAUGGCCUUUGUUAUCUGGGCCAACAACGGCCGUGGCCAGCCGCGAUUCUCCUACUUUUGUGGAGGUGAUGGCAAUGUACCUCUGGAAAAAGAAAGAAUCUGCGAUAUAGUACUGGGACACCGGCGUGUCCAGGUGGCCAAGUUGGACCAUCAUGGCUCAUCGGGCGAGUUUGCUGAAGGCGAGAUCUUGGGUUUGAUGCAGAAGCCUCAGCGGCUACUUAUAACACCUGGACACCAAUAUGGACACCCUUGUUGGGACGUUAUCUUCCUUAUCAGCAAUAUGUACAGGAACCAGCGUGAUAGAAGAAUCCUUUAUACGACACGCCUGCCCUACUGGGUUGAUGAGAGCAAGUUUGGAAAAUGGCUCAACACUGACCUUAACAUCAACUCUCAAGGACGACUCGCCAGUCUUUUCAAGCCAAGUGCAACUUCUAGCCCGACCAAAAGAAUCAUGAGUGGGAACGAAUCUAAAAAGGUUCUCGUGGAGGCGGUCACGAAUAUUCUAAGAGUCAACCUGAAGGAAUUUAAGGAGAAGCUGCUGACGGAAGCAGACGACGAGGAUGAAGCCAAUGACCCUGACUUUACUAUUGAAGACGGCCUUGCAGACCUCCUUGGCAAUAUGGUCCAGAACAAGACGGCCGUCUAUGAAGACGUUCAAAAACAAGUCGCUCAAGAGCUCAAGAAGGUCGUCGAAAAGGGAACCGGGACGAAAUAUGAAAUGGUGGACGAAGGUGAGGAAACUAAAUUCUCCAAGCCUGAGGAUGAAAUGAUGAGUUACAAGCAUGAUGUGGUAAAUGCUUGUGUGGAUAUGUGGAACUCGAUCUCGGAGCAAAAGAUCAAGGAAGGGGAAGAGCAGUCGAAGUACUAUCUCUUGCAGCUCAUUUCAGCUAAUGAUGAUGAACUGGACGGAGCUGUUAAUUCAUUUGAAUGGCCCGUUUUUGAGGACAAGAAGUUCAAAUCCAAGAUAUAGGAGUUGACGUACUAGGCUGUGCAUCAGCAAAGAGACUCGUCUAUAUUGAGAGCCGUCGCUCGCUGUAUGUAAUCUUUUGAACGUUACAAUGAAUAUCAUGAAGAGGUAGCAUCAAGUGAUUGUUACACAAGGCUGGCCUUCCGAAAUCGUUCCUGUUUAAUGCGACAUCACAUUACAAUUGUAGGAUUGACGAGG